AAGCAGCAUUGAGAUUUCAGCGAACAGUGUUAAGAGACCAAAACAUGUGUAGCUCCUAUUGGAAAACAUGCUGUCCCCAGUAAGCACGAUGUGUCUGUUUGAUGGGGUGACAUCUAGCUGAGUUCUAGCAAAAGCAUCGGUGGAAUCCACAGUUUAAAUACGGAUAGUAGCCUACAAUAAGCACGAGCGUUCAGCGAGACGAGAUUUGAACGCGCUGCUGCAGAAGAUCAGCGGACGGCUGUCUGAGAUCUAUUUAACAACACUUCUUUGUUUCUCCGUGUAAUCACGGUUUGCUUUCGUCUUAAAUAUGGCGAGCGAUUCUCCGGUUCGGACUCUGAAUGAAAUAGACCUCUCCGCGUUAAGGGACCCUGCAGGAAUAUUUGAGCUGGUGGAGCUGGUGGGCAAUGGCACGUAUGGUCAGGUGUACAAGGGCCGACAUGUCAAAACAGGUCAACUGGCUGCCAUCAAGUGCAUGGAUGUCACAGGGGAGGAAGAUGAGGAGAUCAAAGCGGAGAUCAACAUGCUGAAGAAAUACUCUCACCACAGGAACAUUGCCACCUUCUAUGGUGCCUUCAUUAAAAAGAACCGUAUCGGUGUGGACGACCAGCUGUGGCUGGUGAUGGAGUUCUGUGGCGCAGGCUCAGUGACAGACCUGAUCAAGAACACCAAGGGCAACUCGCUGAGGGAAGACUGGACUGCCUACAUUAGCAGAGAGAUCCUCAAGGGACUCAGUCAUCUCCACCAACACAAAGUCAUCCACAGAGACAUCAAAGGACAGAAUGUGCUGCUAACAGAGAACGCGGACGUCAAACUAGUGGACUUCGGUGUGAGUGCACAGCUGGACCGCACCGUGAGCCGCAGGAACACUUUCAUCGGCACUCCUUAUUGGAUGGCACCAGAGGUCAUCGCCUGUGAUGAGAAUCCUGAUGCUACGUAUGACUUUAAGAGUGACCUGUGGUCAUUGGGAAUCACAGCCAUAGAGAUGGCCGAUGGUGCCCCACCCCUUUGUGAUAUGCACCCAAUGAGAGCCCUGUUUCUGAUCCCUAGAAAUCCUGCUCCUCGGCUCAAGUCCAAGAAGUGGUCUAUAAAGUUCCAUAAAUUCAUUGAGUGCUGUCUUGUGAAAAACCACAACAAGAGGCCCAGCACAGAGCAGCUGCUCAAACAUCCCUUUGUCCAUGAACUGACCAGUGAGAGACAGAUCCGCAACCAACUCAAGGACCACAUCGACCGCACCAAGAAGAAGAGAGGCGAGAGAGAUGACACCGAGUACGAGUACAGUGGGAGUGAAGAGGAGGAAGAGAAGCAUGACAUUGGAGAACCCAGCUCUAUCAUUAACAUGCCCGGAGAGUCCACUCUGAGGCGGGAUUUCCUACGGCUGCAGCUGGCCAAUAAAGAUCAACCCGAGGACCUGCUCAGACAACAGCAGCUGGAACAACAGCAGAAUGAGGAACACAAGCGCCAACUACUGGCAGAGAGACAGAAACACAUCGAGGAAGAAAAAGAACAGCGGCGGCGUUUAGAAGGGGAGUAUAUCCGUCGUCAGUUGGAGGAGGAACAGAGACAGCUCGAGAUCCUGCAGCAGCAGCUCUUGCAAGAGCAGGCACUCUUACUGGAGUAUAAACGUAAACAGCUGGAGAAACAGAGACAGGCCGAGAGAUUGCAGAGACAACUCAAGCAAGAGAGGGAUUACCAACAGCAGAUAGACUCAAGACCUCCAGAGAAGCAACUCUACCACUACAAAGAUGCCGACAAACUCAGCGACAAACCUGCCUGGGCCCAAGAGGUCCAUCUUCAGCUCUUGAAAGCUAGCCAACCCAUCUACACCAAGCAUUCCUCAUCCCCAUCCCGUCAGCGUCACCCCCCCCACCGGACCCACUCAGACCCAACUAAACUGUUUCUCCCUUUAAGUGAAAGGAUCAAAAAACAUUUACAGCAGAAGCAGCAGCAGCAGCAUCACCCCAACUUCCAUGUCUCAGGCCAGCAAGGAAGUCGAUUGAACAUUAGCCAGCAGGAGCGACAGUUUAGGGUCUGCCAUAAGGCUGGGCAUCAUGCCCGCAGACGCAAGCCAAACCCAGUCAUCACCAAACCGGUUGAGGAACGCUCUAAACUGAACCGCCUGAGCUCUCCUGCCCUGCAGCAUAAAGUGGCUAACCGUAUCUCUGACCCUUCCCUUCCGCCACGCUCGGAGUCCUUUAGCAGUGGGGGUAUGCAGCCGGCACGGACCCCUCCUAUCCACCGCCCUGUGGAGCCUCAGAUGGCUCAUUUGGUUCCAGUGAGGUCCCAUAGCUCCUCUCUGUCGGUCUCCCAGUCCUUGCAUGAUCCGUCAGCCAAAGGUGUUUCAGCCUUCCAGGAGAUCCUGGUGUCCCCUCGGCCAGAGCUGCCACGGCAGAACUCCGACCCGACUUUAGAGAUACCCCCUCCGGCCCCUCGCAUGGCCAGCCGCGAGGAAAAGCCUGACUGCAGUUCCCCCUGGCUAAUGGAAGAUGACAUUCCUCCCAAGUUGUGCAGUACUACCCAGGUGCCCCAACGGACCACUUCUAUCUCCCCUGCUCUGGUCAGGAAGAACUCUCCUGGAAAUGGAGAGUCUGGUCUGGCCUCUCUGGCCUCUCUGCUCAUCCGCACCAGUAAUCCAGACCUGAGGAGGGCAGAGCUGUCCCUGGAUGUGGCUCUGCAGAGAACAAGCAGUAACAGCUCAUCCAGCUCCAGCACACCCAGCUCUCAGGGCUGCUCCAUGCCUGGAUCCAGUGGGAGGAACCAGCAGAAAGGCUCUGGUAAAUCAGAAGGAUCUCCAGUGGCAUUACAGGAGACUUCCAAACCCACUCAGGAUGAAAGCAGAGAUUUGAACAAACCUGGUCGACCUGCGGAUCUGACUGCCCUGGCUAAAGAACUGAGGGAACUGCGAAUAGAUGAGAUCAACCGGCCGCCCCUUAAACUGACCGACUACUCUUCCUCUAGUGAGGACACUGAGAGCAGUGAGGAUGAGGAUGGUAUUGUGGGGCAUGACGGCACAGUGCCAGUCAGUGACAUCCCCAGGAUCAUGCCGUCUGUUCGGAGAAAUAAUGGGUCUUUCACAAGCAGCCACGAUGAGUCCUUUGGCGACUCCUACAAUGCUGAGUCUAAAGAUGGCACCCUAAGAAUGAGAGAGAGCAAUGAAAAGCAACGCUUGGGCCACAGUGAGAGCAAUGGUUUCGCAGGCCACGGGAACUUACCAGACCUGGUGCAGCAAAGCCACUCCCCAUCAGGAACUCCAACAGGCCUUAAUUCCCAUCACCUAGACUCUAUGGAUGAGUUUUGUCAUGGAGGUGGUUCGAAAGCUUCUUUCACCCCGUUUAUGGACCCAUGUGUAUAUCAGAGCUCCCCCACAGACGACAACGAUGAGAGCUCAGCCGCUUUUUUUGCUAAUGAGCUGUUGCAUCAGGAACAGGCCAAACUGAACGAGGCUCGCAAGAUCUCUGUGGUCAAUGUCAACCCCACCAACAUCAGACCUCACAGCGACACCCCAGAGAUCCGCAAGUACAAGAAGCGCUUCAACUCGGAGAUCCUGUGUGCUGCUCUAUGGGGUGUGAAUCUCUUGGUGGGCACUGAGAACGGUUUAAUGCUGCUGGACCGCAGUGGUCAGGGCAAGGUGUAUAACCUCAUCACUCGCCGACGCUUCCAACAGAUGGAAGUUCUAGAAGGUCUAAAUGUCCUGGUCACCAUAUCAGGGAAGAAAAACAAGCUGCGUGUCUACUAUUUGUCAUGGCUGAGAAACAGGAUACUGCACAAUGAUCCGGAGGUAGAGAAGAAACAGGGCUGGAUCACUGUUGGGGAUCUGGAAGGCUGUAUUCACUAUAAAGUUGUGAAAUACGAGAGAAUUAAAUUCCUGGUGAUCGCACUGAAGAACUCUGUAGAGAUUUAUGCAUGGGCCCCCAAGCCGUACCAUAAAUUCAUGGCAUUCAAGUCGUUCACAGAGCUGCAACACAGGCCUCAGCUGGUGGACCUGACAGUAGAAGAGGGUCAAAGGUUAAAGGUCAUCUAUGGCUCUAGUGUGGGCUUUCAUGUCAUAGAUGUGGAUUCUGGAAACCCUUAUGACAUCUACAUACCAUCACAUAUCCAGAGCAGCGUGACCCCUCAUGCCAUUGUGGUGCUUCCUAAGACUGAUGGCAUGGAGAUGCUGCUGUGUUAUGAAGAUGAGGGCGUUUAUGUCAACACCAACGGCAGAAUCACCAAGGACGUGGUCUUGCAGUGGGGAGAGAUGCCCACCUCUGUUGCUUAUAUCCACUCCAACCAGAUCAUGGGCUGGGGAGAGAAAGCCAUUGAGAUCCGCUCUGUUGAAACGGGCCACCUGGACGGUGUUUUCAUGCACAAGAGAGCUCAGAGACUCAAGUUCCUCUGUGAGAGGAAUGACAAGGUGUUCUUUGCCUCGGUCCGAUCAGGCGGUAGCAGUCAAGUGUUCUUCAUGACGCUGAACAGGAACUCUUUGAUGAACUGGUGAAGCUCCCUCAGACCCAACACCGUGGAGCCUUUUUCCUGUCAGCAGUACAUUGCAGGCGACAGUACAUUGACAGUUUGGUCUGAAAAAGAUUUAAAAAAUAUUAGUUACUCUUGAGGAGUGAGCUUGGAGACAUGGGCCUGUCCCGUAAGAAGAGCACUGGCUCUCUGCACACUGACGUCACCUGCAGUGGCACGCAGUUCUCAGAAGAGGGGGCUCAUUAACUUGAACUAGGUUUUACACCUUAUUUGUGGCCUCUGGUAAAGCCGGUUCUUUUCGGGGGUCCUCCCCUUUAUGCCCCUGUUUUGAUUGACUUUUUCCAAUGAAUUUUAGUCAGUUGCAUGAUUGUAAAGACUUGGACAAUAUUAAAAAGAUAACAAACGUGGGGAUAAACAUUAGCAAGCACUCAGGCUAAGACCAAGCUUUAGCCUCUUGAUGUUUCGCUUUCUCUUGAUAUUGGCCAACACUUCCGUCGGUUUGACAAAUAUCUGUGACGGCCAUUUUUGUCCCGAUUCCUCUAAAGUGAACAACAUGCUUGAAAGAAACUGAAUAACGCUGGUGCUCAUUUGUAUAUUGUCAACAAAAUCCAUAAACUGGACAUUUAUCCAAAGUACUGUAUCUCAAAAUAUAGUUGAGUAUGUUUGAUAGCUCUUGAGGUUGGAAAUACGGAGCUGAAUGGAUCAUGAAUGCAUCUUUAAGUUGCAUACAAAGUUUUGAAUCCUUUACUCCAUUUUUGUUUUCUGAAUGUUUGAAACAAGAAGAAAUGGAAGCACAAAAGUUAACAGUGAAAUCUAGCCAUAUGCGGAAGAAAACAGUCCUCCUCACUGGUUGCAUGUUUGUGUCGACACUGGAUCAGAUGUUGUGCGAUGUGUAUGUCAGAGCAACAUAUCUGAGAUGAAAAAAAAUAAAAUAAAAAAUAGAAAGAUAAAAGCACCUGUAUUUCGGUGACUAUUGAGAAUUGAUGAUGACUUUAUUUAGAUUUAAUUAUGGUGUCUACUAGCACAAAUUAGCCUGUGUGAAAUCGAUUUUUAGAGGCACAUUGAUUUUCUAUUUUUGCAUAAUAUUUUUUACGGCAUAACUCUUAUGUUUCGGCCAUCAUUUGUAGGCCGUAAGUCUCUCUUUUCAACAUUUCCGAAGUCUCAGCAUUGUUCAGUUAAGCUGUAGCUUCUUAAAACUUUUAUUUUGCACCAGUGUUUAAUGGGUUAAACAAACCUGGGGCUCAAAAACAUUCCAAAAAAAGGAAAGGUUUCUUCAUCUGAUAAGUAUGAUCAACGAUCUCUUGGACUACAAUAUCACAAAUGUUGAUCUUAACUUCUUGGUACAAAUGUUGGUACAGAGCCGCUACAGAAGAUCAACAGAUAUUAACCAUAAUGUGUUGUUUUUGUAUUGUUCAUUAGCUCUUUUUUUCAGUUUAUGACUUUUUUUUUCUUUUUUUCGUUUGUAUGUUUGCCUGGGUCUUCAGUUUAACGCUUUAAAUGUUCUCGAAGUCGCUUGGUUUUUGCACACUAUAUAUAUAUAUUUAUAUUUCUUUCACAUCUCUUACAUAGAAAAAGAAGAUAUUUUGAUGAUAAGGGAAUGAGAGGUUUUUAGCAAUAAUGUCCUGCUGAUGUAUGUAUGUAUGUGUGCUGUGUGAAACACUGUGUUCGGCCAGUGCUGGGGAAGAACCUCACCUGAGCUCUUUUAAUUAACUACUUUAUUUGACACUCAAGAAUGGUUACUUAAUGUUUCUGUCUUAAUAUGUUUUUAAUGAUCAUCGAAAGCUGUAAACAAGAUUUUAAUUUAUUUUACGGUGAUAUAAGCACUAUAUCCUCUUUUGUUUUUUUGUUUUUUAUUAUUUUAUGAUAAGAAAAAAAUAAAUAAACAAAUCAGUACCUUU
Carassius gibelio (silver crucian carp) is the source of this 6347-nucleotide messenger RNA. Its product is annotated as TRAF2 and NCK-interacting protein kinase. Gene Ontology annotation, molecular function: ATP binding; protein kinase activity. Gene Ontology annotation, biological process: protein phosphorylation. NCBI's taxonomy places the organism in Eukaryota, Metazoa, Chordata, Actinopteri, Cypriniformes, Cyprinidae. The record is from RefSeq and is a predicted model, not a curated record. Bases 308 to 4474 code for a protein of 1388 amino acids. The transcript is spliced from 32 exons.